GAACAACCACAGGCGGAGGCAAACAGGUUUGGGUCGUCCCGUUCAUGACAGCGCACUACAGAUUCGCUGGAGGCUAGCUAUCGUACUGUUAGUUGUCGGAGUCUGAGGCCGUCUCUGAAAGGAUUUGCCCUGUGUAUUUGAUCGUAGAGUAUAUGGCGCAGAAGGAAGGACUAUUUUGACUGCUGCGAUUUGACUGGAUUGCUAGCCAGCUAACUAGCUUUAGCUAAAUGCAUUGCAUUUGCUUCUAGCUAACUUUAGAUAGCAAACGUUACGUCGUGUUGCUAUCGAAACACAUAGCCCGCAAGAAGUUGUGGAUUUAACGCUACGUUAGUUAGCUAAGUAUGCAAUUAUUGCAUGCCAGAGACAAUCAGGAGUGGUUUACUUAGUUAUACUGUCUCAUGUUUUGCUACAACGUUUGCCCUCUAACCGAUUUGGCAACACUAGCUAGGCCAAGUCUUAUCAAUUUGUGUAUUUUAAUUUGCUCGUGGUAAACGCUAGCCUCUAGGUAACCACCAACAACUUGGUUGUUAAAUGUCGGAGAAGAGUUCGAACUCGUCGGGCUCAGAUGAAGAUGUGGAUCCCGAAUCUGGGCAGCCUGUUGAACUCGGUGGCGUCCUAAGCAAGUGGACCAACUACAUUCACGGAUGGCAGGACCGGUGGGUAGUGUUGAAGAACAACACUCUGAGCUACUAUAAGUCAGAGGAUGAGCGGGAGUACGGCUGCAGGGGCUCUCUGUGUCUCAGCAAAGCUAUCAUCACUCCCCACGAAUUUGAUGAGUGUCGUUUUGACAUUAGUGUGAACGACAGUGUGUGGUACCUACGGGCAGAGGACCCAGAGCACCGGCACCAAUGGAUCGAUUCCAUCCAACUACACAAGGCGGAGUCGGGGUAUGGUUCAGAGUCCAGUCUGAGGCGUCAUGGCUCCAUGCUGUCUCUCACCUCUGCUGCCAGCGGCUUCUCUGCCACUUCCACUUCCUCCUUCAAGGGCCACAGCCUGCCGGAGAAGCUGGCGGAGAUGGAGACGUUCAGAGACAUCCUCUGCAGACAGGUGGACACGCUGCAGAAGUACUUUGAUGGCUGCGCAGAUAGCGUCUCCAAGGACGAGUUCCAGAGAGACAGAGUGGUGGAGGAGGAUGAAGACGACUUUCCCACAAGCACACGGCCCGAUGGCGACUGCCUUUACAACAACAACAGCGGCAGCAAAGAGAAGCUGUUUCCCCCUGCUAAUCCUAAGGGCAUGAAUGGGAUCGACUUUAAGGGCGAGGCCAUCACGUUUAAGGCCACUACAGCUGGGAUCCUGUCCACCCUCUCCCACUGCAUCGAACUCAUGGUGAAGAGAGAGGACAGCUGGCAGAAGAGACUUGACAAGGAGCUGGAGAAGAGGAGAAGGGUGGAGGAUGCCUACAAGUCGGCCUUGAGUGAACUGAAGAAGAAAUCUCACUAUGGAGGCCCCGACUACGAGGAGGGUCCUAAUAGCCUCAUAAAUGAGGAUGAGUUCUUUGAUGCGGUGGAAGCUGCCCUGGACAGACAAGACAAGAUAGAGGAGCAGUGUCAGUCAGACAAGGUGAGGAAACCUAGACUGACCCCAGUCCCUCCUGGAGACACAUACUCCACCAUUGGAACCCACCGCUUCGCCGAACAGCCCCAUAGCUACUCUUCCCUGUCCUCCGUUGCACUAGUCAGCGCCUCAGAUGUUCACAGAUUCAGCGUGCAGGUGGAGGAGGUGGUCCAGAAUCACAUGACUUACUCCCUGCAGGACAUGGGUGGAGACGCCAACUGGCAGCUGGUGGUGGAGGAGGGUGAGAUGAAGGUAUACAGGAGAGAGGUGGAGGAGAACGGCAUCGUCCUGGACCCUCUGAAGGCCACCCAUGCAGUGAAGGGUGUGACAGGACACGAGUUGUGCCACUACUUCUGGGACACGGACGUACGCAACGACUGGGAGACCACCAUUGAAAACUUCAACGUGGUGGAGACGCUCUCAGACAAUGCUGUUAUAGUCUACCAGACACACAAGAGAGUAUGGCCCGCCUCUCAGAGGGACGUUCUCUACCUAUCAGCUAUCAGGAAGAUCCUGGCGACCAAUGAGAGUGACCCAGACACGUGGCUGGUCUGCAACUUCUCUGUGGAUCAUGACAACGGCCAGCUCACCAACCGGUGUGUCCGUGCCAAAAUCAACGUGGCCAUGAUCUGCCAGACCCUUGUGAGCCCUCCAGAGGGCAACAAAGAGAUCAGCAGGGACAACAUCCUCUGUAAGAUCACCUACGUGGCCAACGUGAAUCCUGGAGGCUGGGCCCCUGCCUCAGUCCUCAGAGCUGUGGCCAAGAGGGAGUACCCCAAGUUCCUCAAACGCUUCACCGGCUACGUCCAGGAGAAGACCAGUGGGAAACCCAUCCUCUUUUAAACCUCUACAGGACCUCCCGUCCCCACCUACCAUCACCCAAUCAUGUCAAUGUGGAGCUAUACGGAGCCCUCCGCAUUGUUACAUAAAUUGGGAGGUGCACAGCGUCGCUGUACGGAGCUCGAUUUGGCCUCUGGAGUUUCUGCAAUUGGGUCACAGCCUCCAUACGCCGCCUCCAGACAGCAUUGUUGGAUCAAGCAUAAAUCAGCUAUUAUCCUCACAGGCACAAGCCUAAAGACAUCUAUAUAGACCAUAGAUAUUUAAUUACACUCUACCACACAAGUACAGUUAAAUCAGAUCAAUGUUGAGUGUCAUGAGUUUUUUUUGUUAACUUUCCAUCUCCUUUUCUCUCAAGCGGAACACAUUUUGUCCUGAAGAGACGGCUACAUUUCCGAUCAUUCAAGGGGUUCCCACAGAUACAUUACCCAUUCAUCCGUCAAACUAUAUUACCCAUAAUAAAAUAUCCGUAUCAAAUGAGUAGAAACUGGUUUAGGGCUUUAUUCUACCAGUAGUUGCUAGCCACCUGAGACACAAAACAACCACACAUCGUCAAACUGUCCAUGGAUAUGUAUUUGUAUAUAAAUUCAAGAAUUUCUAUGGCAAUAUUUUGAAUCAAUUUUUUUGCUUUUUGUAAAUUGUUUUGUACAUUUCCGACUAUACUUUGUUUGCAUUAACCACUGAUUGUUUUCAUGCUGCUAAUUUUACUACAAAAAGAAUGCAAGGAGACAGACGGAGCAGUGUGUUGAGUAUGGCUAGCCUUCGUCCUCUCCUAGUGACGACCUGCCCUGGAGUCUAAAGCUUUGUACACAAUUUCUAGAUCUGUAGAUCAUUAUACAGUAGCUGUUUAGGAACACUAUGGAUGUAUUGUACAGAGACAGUUUACCAGUGUAUGUAAUGUUAAGGAUGUUGGCAAACUGGAGGAACUACAUAACUAGUCUGUUUUGAAAGUAAGGUGAUCUUGAUGACAACGAACUGAAUGUAUGGUAUAGAUAAGAUUGAAGUCAUUUGUUGAAUGUGACCCAUAAACACUAAGGUAUCAAUUGUUGGUAUCCACCACCCCCCCCCCAUGUGCACGUAACAUACAGCUAUAUGGCUGAUGUACAGUCUACCACAGCGUUGGGUGUUCAGAUGGACCGCUUCAAAGGCUUUGAGGCCAUUUUUUUUCACAUCCCUUGUUAACCUGUCAUAAUGCCUUAAACACCAGAACGAGCCCUGAAAGAAGUCUGUUACAGUAUCAUACGACCAGAGACGCUACACUGGGGUCAGCAUUUCACAUGAUUUCUUACCUCAUUUUUAUUUCAGUUUACUUUCAUUUAAAAUUGUGAUUUUGCCAUCAACAAGGCUGUCAAUCCUCCACUCGAGGGGUCAUAGAAUCCAUGGGGAAACAACAUUGCCAUGACAUCAGCUGCAGAAUGCAUUAAGCCUUUCAUUUUGUCUGAGGAAUUGACACGCUUUGUAUAUUUCUGUUCUACGUCUGAAGUGUUAUCAUUUGCUCUAAAUGUAAUGCAAUUGGGCAAUGUUCUGUAAAUUAAAAUUGUUACACUACAGAAAUGAA
This is a messenger RNA of Salmo salar (Atlantic salmon), 3952 nucleotides long. NCBI's taxonomy places the organism in Eukaryota, Metazoa, Chordata, Actinopteri, Salmoniformes, Salmonidae. The record is from RefSeq and is a predicted model, not a curated record.